AUGCAAAGAACCUAUCCAUUUACUUCAUUCAAAUCCGGUCUUCUAAAGCCUCGAUCACCCAUUGAGGACGACACUGGUUCCACUGGUUCUCCUCCAGUAGCUUCACCGCAAAGCGUAAGGGCAAAAUUCUUUCCUGAGGAUAAAAUGAUUAUUUCCAAUUCUGGUUCCUCACCGCCUGCAAAAUUCAUGCAUAAUGAAUUAGACUAUGGGAGCCACGACGAAUCUGAGGUGAAUCAAUUUUUGAAAGCGGAACUUCAGAAAGCCUUAGAGAAAUUGGAGCAACUGCAAAGGUGA
Messenger RNA from Rodentolepis nana, 294 nucleotides. The record is from the annotation of a GenBank genome assembly. Lineage: Eukaryota; Metazoa; Platyhelminthes; Cestoda; Cyclophyllidea; Hymenolepididae.